This is a messenger RNA of Capsella rubella, 1240 nucleotides long. RefSeq names its product protein NDH-DEPENDENT CYCLIC ELECTRON FLOW 5. Gene Ontology annotation, molecular function: carbohydrate binding; catalytic activity. The transcript is spliced from 3 exons. Bases 105 to 1172 code for a protein of 355 amino acids. Gene Ontology annotation, biological process: carbohydrate metabolic process. NCBI's taxonomy places the organism in Eukaryota, Viridiplantae, Streptophyta, Magnoliopsida, Brassicales, Brassicaceae. The record is from RefSeq and is a predicted model, not a curated record.
AAACGGUCAAAAUUUGAAGAUAAGGCCAUCUUGUGUGAGUGAGUGUUGGUCUUCUUUCGUUCUCCAUGGCUAAACUGAUCUGAAAUGUUUUCAGAGGCGUAACAAUGGCUUUGCUUCAUUCUAUGAAUGUUCCACAUUGCAAAUUUCCUUUGAGUAGAUCUUCAAAAAUUAUUUUGAGCUCAUCUUUUGCUUCUUUGCCACUUCAGUUUAAUAAAAAUGUUAUGAGGUUAGAAUCUUCUCUUAUACCAUCAGCUUCAGCAGCUGCUUCACCGGCGUUUCCAAUUGACGUUGAGUAUCUCCGGAGAGAGUUCUCUGGCCAUGGAGCCACUUUCCAGGAUAUCGGUGAGACAUGUAUUGCUAAACUAAAAAUGGACAAUGGGAGUUCAGCCAAUGUUAUGUUGUCACGUGGGAUGGUAACAUCGUACAAAGUCAGAGUAUGGCACGGUGGCAAAGUGGAGCUUCUCCACACAUGGGUGGAACAAGAGGAAGAAGAUGUAGUGAUACGAGGAGGUGUUUCAUCUGCAUUUACUUCAUCAGAUUCUGAUGAUGAGAUCAAUGAAUGGAGACUCCAUGGGAUCAGUGGAGAUUCAAAGGAUUGUGUUCAAAUGGAGCUUAGAAGAAGUGACAAGAAGAUCAAAGAGAUUGAAAUGAAACAGAUUAUAUGUCUGAGAGAAGAAACACUCAGCAUUGAGAUUUUUGUGACAAACAAAGGCAGUUCACCAAUUAGGCUCAAGGGUUGUUCACUUGUAAGUUAUUUGACAGUGAGUACACCAGAAGCUACAUAUGCAGUUGGGCUAGAAGGUUCUGAUUUUGUGGAAACGACUCCGUUUCUCCCUCGUUUCGGAAUGGUUCAAGGCGAGGAAGAAGAAGAAAGAUCCGGGUUUGGUGGGGAAGAAGAGAGCAACUACAAACAGUUGAAUGAAGAGAUGAGUAGGAUUUACACAUGUGCUCCAAAGAGCUUCACUGUCAUUGAUAGGGGAAGACGAAACUCAGUGGUAGUGGGAAGAGAAGGAUUUGAAGAAGUGUACAUGUACAGUCCAGGUUCAAAACUUGAAAGUUACACAAAGUCUGCUUAUGUCUGUAUUGGACCAUCUUCAUUGUUAAGUCCAAUCUCUUUGGAACCUGGUUGUGUAUGGAGAGGUGUCCUUCAUCUUCACAAUCCUAAUUCCUAAGGCGUCUUCUUUUAAUAUAAUAAUAACUUGAUUGGCUAAUUAAAAGGUAUCAAAACAGUUAUUUUCAA